This is a messenger RNA of Cryptomeria japonica (Japanese cedar), 943 nucleotides long. RefSeq names its product histone H3.3. Gene Ontology annotation, cellular component: nucleosome. Lineage: Eukaryota; Viridiplantae; Streptophyta; Pinopsida; Cupressales; Cupressaceae. The transcript has 5 exons. Gene Ontology annotation, molecular function: DNA binding; protein heterodimerization activity; structural constituent of chromatin. The record is from RefSeq and is a predicted model, not a curated record. Bases 198 to 608 code for a protein of 136 amino acids.
UAAAAGGGGAGAUCUAUUAAAUAAGAUUUUAACCGAUUAUAUGCCAUAUAAAAAUAAAAGCAUAGUCAAAGCUACUUAUUAUUCUUCUCCUUGGGAUAAUUCGUUAGUUGUUUAUUUUUCGUUUGCAAUUCUUCGCGGUCUCAGAAGAACCAGGAUCUUUGUGUGUGCGUGUGUUAGUGUGAAGAGAGGAGGGUGGAAUGGCUCGUACGAAGCAGACUGCGCGUAAGUCCACAGGAGGGAAGGCUCCCAGGAAGCAGCUUGCCACCAAGGCUGCUCGUAAGUCCGCUCCCACAACAGGCGGAGUGAAGAAGCCGCACAGAUAUCGUCCCGGAACUGUUGCUCUUCGUGAAAUUCGUAAGUACCAGAAAAGUACCGAGCUUUUGAUCAGGAAGCUGCCUUUCCAGAGAUUGGUUCGAGAAAUUGCACAAGAUUUCAAGACUGAUUUGCGUUUCCAGAGUCAUGCUGUGUUAGCAUUGCAAGAGGCUGCAGAAGCAUAUCUGGUGGGGCUAUUUGAGGAUACAAACUUGUGUGCCAUCCAUGCUAAGAGGGUCACCAUUAUGCCGAAGGACAUUCAGCUUGCUAGGAGAAUUCGUGGUGAAAGAGCAUAAGCUCUUUUAAUCUAGCACAGAUUUGCGACAAACAUGAUUUUUUGAUUCUAUAGACUAGCAUCUCUUAUAUAGUUGUUGAACUAGGCUCUUAAAUUCUGCACUAAUCAGAUAUGAUGUUGAACUAAAAUAGAGACUCGUACUUUGAUAGAGACUCGUUAACUUUAGCUAGUAUUGAAUAACAUGUAGUGUUGGAUAUUACGUAGUGGUGAUUUGUCAGAUAGAUUGCUUGAACAUCAAUCUUAAACAUGGUUGAUCGUUGUCAUGCCUUGUGUAACGCAUUAUUUUGUGUGACAUAUUAAAAUCGACAGUAUUAUGAUUGAAACUUUUUAAAGACA